Molecule: messenger RNA, 258 nt
Organism: Iphiclides podalirius (scarce swallowtail)
Lineage: Eukaryota; Metazoa; Arthropoda; Insecta; Lepidoptera; Papilionidae
Source: the annotation of a GenBank genome assembly
AUGGUAGGCUGCAAUGCCUUCUCUGGUAUUGGUCUCUCUACGCAAAGUUUUAGUCGCUACUAUCGUUUCGGCUUGCGUCCGCGAGUGUUUAGUGCUGACGCGCGUUUAGUUAUCCUAUUGGAGAAGCUGACGAACGAGCAAGUGGUUCAUAUGACAACCACGACCAUGGACUUCCAAAGAUCAGUGGAGAUGGUGCGCAACCAACUUUUGGGGCGCAUCCGGUUCUUCGUGUCACUGAAUGGUCAAAAAGCUGAAGUA